GUCCUCUGAUAAGACGUCCCCCUGUCCCAUCCAAUCCAGUGGAGGCCUGGCUGUAUAAAAACCAGUGGACCAGGAGCAGGACAUGAUCGAGCCAUGGCCUUCCUGUGGAUCCUCUCCUGCCUCGCCUUCGCCGGCGCCGCCUAUGGUUGCGGUAAUCCCGCCAUCCCUCCCGUCAUCACCGGAUACUCUCGUAUCGUCAACGGUGAGGAGGCGGUGCCUCACUCCUGGCCCUGGCAGGUGUCCCUGCAGGACUACACCGGCUUCCACUUCUGCGGCGGCUCUCUCAUCAGUGAGAACUGGGUGGUGACCGCUGCUCACUGCAACGUCAGGACUUCCCACCGUGUGGUUCUUGGAGAACACGACCGUUCCUCCAACUCUGAGAGCAUCCAGGUCAUGACGGUCGGCAAGGUGUUCAAGCACCCCAAGUACAACAGCUACACCAUCAACAACGACAUCACGCUCAUCAAGCUUGCCAACCCCGCUCAGCUGAACAUCCGUGUUUCUCCCGUGUGCGUGGCUGAGACCGGAGACAACUUCUCUGGAGGCAUGAAGUGUGUGACGUCCGGCUGGGGCCUGACCCGCUACAACGCCGCCGACACCCCCGCCCUCCUGCAGCAGGCCGCCCUGCCUCUGCUGACCAACGAUAACUGCAGUCGCUACUGGGGCAGUAGGAUCACCGACCUGAUGAUCUGCGCUGGCGCCUCUGGAGCCUCUUCCUGCAUGGGUGACUCCGGCGGUCCUCUGGUCUGCCAGAAGGCCGGAGCCUGGACCCUGGUGGGCAUCGUGUCCUGGGGCAGCGGAACCUGCAGCACCUCCAUGCCCGGCGUCUACGCUCGUGUCACCGAGCUGCGCUCCUGGAUGGACCAGACCAUCGCUGCCAACUGAGCAUGUCAGAAAGAACAGCUUCAGUCUGAUCUGAAUAAAACCCAGAAACUCUGA
Messenger RNA from Amphiprion ocellaris (clown anemonefish), 939 nucleotides. RefSeq names its product chymotrypsin A-like. The record is from RefSeq and is a predicted model, not a curated record. Gene Ontology annotation, biological process: proteolysis. Gene Ontology annotation, molecular function: serine-type endopeptidase activity. The transcript is spliced from 7 exons. NCBI's taxonomy places the organism in Eukaryota, Metazoa, Chordata, Actinopteri, Pomacentridae. The coding region runs from base 94 to 885 and encodes 263 amino acids.